GCCCUCCUUAUACUGUAGGAGAGGAGCACCUCUAAAUUUUGACCCCAGAUAGUUUUGGUUUUAAAAACCUUAGACCUAGUUACGAAAUUUUAUAUUCUAAAAAAAUACAGAUCAACUCGGAGGUACAGGGCGUAGAGAGAGAAGGGGGGUUUGGAGCUUUGAGAAAAUGGUGGAGGCGAACGGAGGGGCAGUGGAAGCCCUUUCUCCCACUAAAAGAAGGGCUCUUGUAUCCGUUCUCUGCAACCGCCUCUCUCUAGACCAGCUAGAAUUGGAUGGCAAUGAUGUUAAAACUUUAUUCUCAAAUAUUUUGGAGUUACUCAAGAAAAAGGCAUCACCCGAAGGAACAGAAGAGGUGGCUUUUCCAGUUUCAGUGAAGAAAUGGAUAGAAUUUGGAUGUAGGUUUCUUGAUGAAACUCAGUCUCGCCAUAAGAUGCUAAAGGACUAUAAUGAAGAGAUGGCCCAACGAUCGGUUAUUCUUGGAGAUGGAUUAAAACCUUCAGAUGUGGAUGUUGUAGUGUUUUGUGCCCUACAUUCUUAUAUGAUUGGACUUUCUUCAUCGGAGAUGAUGAAGUUCCCAAAUGUCGUGAGAUGGAUGGAUUACAUUCAGUGCAAGGAAGAUUUUGGUGAGGCAUUUGAAAAAAUUAAGUUGGCGAGGACUGGAUUCCAACCCCAUUACUCACGUGGUGGAGAUAGAUUAGAAGUGGAUCGAAGUGCAAAGAAAUGUGACCCUGAGGAAAAGGAACCAGGUAGGAAGACAGAUGCAGAGGACAAGAAAAAAACUCUUUCUGAGGGAAAGAAGAAAUCCCAGGAGAAAGAGCCAGUUGAAAAGGAGAAGAAGAAAACCCAAGAGAGAGAGCAAGUUGAAAAGGAUUUGGACGUCAAUAUUACAGCUCUCAAUAUUCAAGUUGGCCUGAUUCGCAAGGCUUGGAGGCAUCCAGGUGCUGAUAGUUUGCUUGUUGAGGAGAUAGACAUGGGAGAUGGGAGUUUGCGUCAGGUUGUCAGUGGGCUUGCAAAAUAUUACAGUCCCGAAGACUUGCUGAAUCGCUAUGUAUUGGUUGUCACAAAUGUGAAGCCGGGGAAGUUGCGAGAUGUGAUGUCUUCAGGGCUGGUCUUAUGUGCAUCAAAUGAGGACCAUAAUAUUGUAGAACCUUUGCUUCUGCCAAAAGAGGCUAAAAUUGGCGACCGGGUUUCUUUUGCUGGGUAUGAAGGGAAGCCAGAAGAUGUCCUAAAUCCUAAAAAGAAGCAAUUGGAGAAGAUCACACCGCAUCUAUAUACUGAUGGCAAGGGCAUAGCAACAUUCAAGGGAGUCCCAUUCAUGACGUCGGCAGGGCCCUGCACAUCAUCCCUUGUCAAUGCAACCAUCAAGUGAGAGAAAAAUUUUGUUUAUUAUAAAUCAGAAUAUGUUGUCAGGGCCAUGCACAUCAUCCCUUGUCAAUGCAGCCAUCAAGUGAGAGAAAAACUUUGUUUAUUAUCAAUCAGAAUACGUUCUUGUUGACUUACAUACCUAUUGUUUAGUGGCUCAUGGGAUACUUGAUAUCAAUUUUGUGGUGGGCAAUCAGGAAUUAUCUUAGAAUGGAUCA
Amborella trichopoda is the source of this 1580-nucleotide messenger RNA. Its product is annotated as Nucleic acid-binding, OB-fold-like protein. NCBI's taxonomy places the organism in Eukaryota, Viridiplantae, Streptophyta, Magnoliopsida, Amborellales, Amborellaceae. The record is from RefSeq and is a predicted model, not a curated record. Gene Ontology annotation, molecular function: tRNA binding.